AUAAAGGAGCUCGGGGCAGCCGCCCACUCUCUUCAGUGCCUGCAGCUGGGAUGAAUCCUGCAGGGGCAGAUAGCAGCCAUGGUGGGGAGAACAGCCCCUGUCCUCAGCAGCCACACAGGAACAUGGUCCUCAGGGCCCAUCACUGGGGACCAAGCGGUCACUCUGCGCCUGACAGAGAGGCGCCCAGGGUCUGCAGGUACUUCCAGCGUGGCUUCUGCUUCCGUGGAGACAGGUGCAGCUAUUGGCACCUGGUGCCCACCAGCCCCCUAGAGUGGGGCCGCCGCUAUUCUGAGCCACUUGUCACCAGGCCGGGUCCCUGGCCAGGCCUGACCCGCAGGGCCUCCGAGCCCACCUUCCCGCCCUCUGUGGUUGUGGACUGGGGCCAGGGCUGGCUUGGGGCCCGCUGGGGCAUGGAGUUGGGCCUGGAGGAGGCUGGAGGCAGCUCUUGGAGGUCCCUGUCUUCGUCAUCUGCUGCCUGGGAGCCCAGCCUGGCCCAGGAGCCCCAGCCCGGGUCCGACCCGGUCGGGGAGCUCUCGGGCGCCCUUCAGAGCCUGGACCUGGCAGAGGGCCGGGGGGACAGCCGGGACGUGGUGUGCGGCAUCUGCAGGGAGCGCGUGUGGGAGAAGCCGGCGGCCGAGCGCGCCUUCGGGAUCCUGCCCAACUGCAGCCACGCCCACUGCCUGCGCUGCCUGCGCACCUGGCGCCGGACGCCGCGCCUGCCGCUGGACGUCAUCAAGUCAGUGUCGCCUCUGGGUCCCCGCAGCUGCCCGGGCCGCGGGGUCCUGACCGUCCCCGCCCUUCCACCCCGCCCCUGCAGGGCCUGUCCCCAGUGUCGCGUCUACUCCAGCUACAUCAUCCCCUACAAGUUCUGGGUGAGCGAGGGGCCUGAGAAGGAGCAGCUCAUCCGGACCUUCACCGCCCGGACCCGCCAGAUCCAGUGCCGGUUCUUCAUGCGGGGGAAUGGCCGCUGCCCGUUCAGAUCCAACUGCAUCUACCUGCACCAGCUCCCGGAGCAGGCCCUGGCCUCUGGUCCUCCCUGGCCCGGGAGCCUGCAACUGGCUCCCAGCAGUGAGGUGCUGGUCCCAGUGUUGUUCCUGGGGGCCACCAGGCCAGAGGAGCAUGUGUCCUUCCCAGGCCCUGUCCUGGUCCCCUGGGACUCCGAGUUCCUGCUGGAUCAUGGCAGCUCCUAGUGUGGCUUCCUGCACGGGCAGGGGACAGGAUGCCGGGUGGCAGGCCUUCCCCUUGGGGUUCAGUGUUGGGGAAAGUAGCAGGUCCUCCACUCAUAGCUGGGGACAUGCGGGGGGGUUGUGUGUGUGACUCAGAACAAGGAAGAGUCUCACUGCUUGCCAGAGCCUUGGUUUUUAGCUUUGCUCUUUUGUAGAAGGAUUUUGAAAGAAAACCAAUAAA
This is a messenger RNA of Heterocephalus glaber (naked mole-rat), 1407 nucleotides long. The record is from RefSeq and is a predicted model, not a curated record. Lineage: Eukaryota; Metazoa; Chordata; Mammalia; Rodentia; Bathyergidae.